AUGCAUUUUCAGGAGAACGGCAGGACGAUACUGCUCCGGGGCGUCAACUUGGCCGACGCAAAGUUUCCACAGGGCCGUCCAACAUAUCGUCUCGACUCCCUAGAUGAUGCGGCUAAUUGUUCAUACACUGGCGCGCCUUUGGGGCUAGAUGAGGCACCGUCCCAUCUGCGGAAGCUUCGGUAUCUAGGGUUCAAUAUACUACGACUGCCGGUGGUGUGGGAAGCUCUCGAGCAUGCUGGGCCGGGCAUAUACGAUGAUGAGUAUAUUGAGUAUAUUCGGAACCUGGUCCAAAUAUGCGUCGACCAUGGCUUCAAGGUUCUCAUCAACCCGCAUCAAGACCUCUGGUCGAGACAUGCUGGUGGGAGCGGCGCGCCGCUCUGGACGCUCCAUGCGUGCGGACUGGACCCGGACCACUUUGGGGACACGCAUGCUGCCAUUCGGUACUGCGAGUGGCCGCCUGACAGCAAGGACAAAGACCCAAAGGCCAUACCGCCCAUGAUGUGGACGACGAAUCACAACCGGCUGGCGUCAUCUACCCUUUUCGCCCUGUUCUUUGGCGGGAGGGACUUUGCGCCCAAGUGCCAGAUUGACGGCGUGAAUAUCCAGGACUACUUACAGCAGCAUUACUUUGCCGCGUACGCUCGACUGGCGGAGAAGUUGGGUGAUUUGCCGUUUGGUUAUGAUAGUAUGAAUGAACCAGAAGCUGGAUAUAUCGGCCUGAGUGACUUGGGCAAGAUGGAACGCGAUGACACGGCCAAGAUUGGAAGUACCCCCUUCCCAAUCGACUGUAUGCGACUGGGCAUGGGCAUGGCGCAGGAGGUGCAUGAGUACAGACUCGGCUCGACAGGACCCCACAAGACGGGAAAGAUGUCUAUCGAGCCGCGGACGUCUUGUUGGCUGAAGCAGGAAGACCCCAGAUGGAAGUGGCAACGUUCGCCAGACUGGCCGCUCCGCACGUGCGUCUGGGGUCUUCACGGUGUCUGGAAUCUCGAGACGGGCGAAUUGCUCAAGCCCGACUACUUUGCUCAACUCCCCGAACGGUCGCAUGCCGCAACACGGCACGAGAAUGAUGCAAAAGGCCAGCUUUCAUUCAUGUCGUCGUAUUGGCAGGAAUUUCACAAGCAAUGGUCUACAACAAUCCGUCAACACUCGUCAAGGCCUAUUAUAUUCAUCCAACCCAGCGUGUUUACGCCACCGCCACCCAAACAGGAUCCUCUCACCGCUUACAGCCCGCAUUUCUACGAUGGGUUGACCGUGAUGCAGCGACACUGGCACGAAAGAUGGAACGCCGAUGUGGUCGGCCUCCUCCGCGGACACUACAAGUCAAAGGUUUUCGGUCUUCGCCUCGGCAAGGAUAAUGUUCGGAAGAUUAUAUCGAGCCAGCUAGGUGAGUUGCGAAACGACCUCGAUCUCCCGACUCUGAUUGGGGAAACUGGAAUCCCUUUCAACUUGGAUGAUGCAAAGGCCUACCAGGACGGCGAUUAUACCGAACACAACAAAGCACUGGAUGCGAUUCUGAGCGGAUGUGAUGAUCAGCUUCUCAAUUAUACGCUUUGGGCCUACUCGGCGAUCAACAAUAACGAAUGGGGCGAUCAGUGGAACGGCGAGGACCUUUCGAUAUAUUGUCAAGAGACUGGGUCUUUCCCCAAGCAUCCCAUACUAUGUGGGUUUCGGGCAGCGGCAUCCUGGUGCCGACCAUAUGUGCAAUCUCUUGCGGGAAAUCCAGUGUCAAUGUCAUUUGACUUCAAGUCCAGCGCAUUCGCCUUGAAAAUCGAGUCGGAGGAACCGGGUGAUGCGCUCAUAUAUUUGCCAUGGCUACACUACCGGCAAUCUGAUGAGUCCGAGGAACUGGCCCUAGACGUCAAGACCUCGUUGGGAGAAUGGUCUGUCCAAGGCCAAUUAUUGACAUGGCAGUAUCCACGUGGAGGGGAAAUCGAGAUUAGGAGAGCUGAAAAGGCUCUGACGCCUGAGCAAUUGGGCACUCUUGUGAAAAGGUGA
Molecule: messenger RNA, 1998 nt
Organism: Pestalotiopsis fici W106-1
Lineage: Eukaryota; Fungi; Ascomycota; Sordariomycetes; Amphisphaeriales; Sporocadaceae
Exons: 1
Coding region: 1-1998 (665 amino acids)
Biological process (GO): ergosteryl 3-beta-D-glucoside catabolic process
Molecular function (GO): steryl-beta-glucosidase activity
Source: RefSeq, a predicted model, not a curated record